Plasmodium reichenowi is the source of this 4452-nucleotide messenger RNA. RefSeq names its product asparagine-rich antigen. The transcript has 3 exons. Gene Ontology annotation, molecular function: RNA binding. The coding region runs from base 1 to 4452 and encodes 1483 amino acids. The record is from RefSeq and is a predicted model, not a curated record. NCBI's taxonomy places the organism in Eukaryota, Apicomplexa, Aconoidasida, Haemosporida, Plasmodiidae.
AUGAGUUCAGUGAAUGAAGAUAAUCAAAUGGAACUUGAGUUGAAGAAUGAGGAUGUGGUUGAUGUUGAAAAGGAUGUUAUAACUAACCAUGCUGAAAAUGUUAAUGUAAAUGGUGAAAAUUCAGGUAACGUAGAAAUUAGGGAAGGUGAUGAAAAGGAUCAUAUCGAAGAGAAUGAUAAAGAUGAAACUAAUGUUGUUAAUGAAGUUGAUCUUAAAGAUGAUGAAGUUACUUAUGAGAAUAAUAAAAACGAAGAAAAUAAAAGUAGCAAUCGUUGGGCUGAUAUGUGUGAAGAUUGUGAUGCUCCAUUAGUGGAUACCUACAAUGACAAUAAUGAUAUGAAGGGCAAAGUUGUUGAUAACAAUUUUAAUAACAGCGAUAUGAAUAAUAAUAUGAAGCAGAAUUAUUAUAUGGCUCCAAAAAAUGAUAUGAAUAAUUAUGCCACGUGCUACGAAAUAUAUAUACGCAACCUACACAUUGAUAUUACGAAAGAAGAAAUAUAUAAUUUGUUUGACGGGUACCGAAUAAAAAGAAUAAACAUUUUAAACAAGAAAGGAAAAACAGCUGCUGCAUAUGUUGAGUUCGAUAACAUAGAAGAUAUGAACAGAUCUUUAGAGUUGAAUGGGAAAAUGAUAUAUUCUGGAAAUAAUUCUUUUGAACAUGGUACUAUAUCUGUAAUUAUAAAUAAAGACAAAAUGAAGAAUUUUCAUGUAAAUCAGAAGCAAAAUAAAUUUAAGAAAAUGAUAAAUAGAAAUAAUAAUAAUAAUAAUAACUUUAGUAACAUUCGUCAAGGAAAUAAUAACAUGAAUAAUAUUAUGAAUAAUUACAACGGAAACAAUAACAAUAAUAAUAAUAGUAAUAAUAAUAAUAAUAAUAAUAAUAGUAACAAUAAUAAUAAUAAUAUGUAUAACCAUAUGAAUAACAAUAAUAACCCUUUUUUUAAUGAUAAUAAUAAGAACAUGAAAAUGGAUAUGAUGAAAAGUGUAGGAAAUACAAUAAAUAAUAAUAUAAAUCAAAAUUUUAACUAUAACAAUAUGAAAGGAAGUUAUUUAAAUAAUAAUCAACAAGUAGGAGGUUCAAAUGUACAUAUGAAUCACCAACAAAAUAAUAAUAAUAUGUUAAAUGAUAAAAUGAAUAAUAAUGCUUUUAAUUUUAAAAACCAGAAUUAUCUAAAUAAUAAUCAUAUGAAUAAACAAAGUAUUGUUGAUAAUAAUAAUAAUAAUAAUAGUAGUAGUAAUAAUAACAAUAUUAAUAAUGCUCAAAGCGGAACAGAACAAAGAAAAAAAUUAAUUCUGAAAAAAAGAUCUGUACCACUUGACCAAAAAAGUUAUGUAGUCAAUCCUAAUAUUUUUGGUGAAGCCAAACCUGUUGAUAUUGAUCCAGAAAAAAUAUUAAAUGAAAGUACUACAAAGGAAAAAGACAUGAACGACACAAAUAGCAACAUCAACAACAAUAAUAAUAAUAAUAAUAAUAAUAACAAUAGUGAUGAUGAUGCUGAAAAGAAAAAUGAAAAUAUGGAAGAUAUAGAAAAGAAAAAAGAACAACAAGAAGGUACAGAUAAAUAUAAAAAAUUAAGCCAUCUAAACAACAAUAAUAAUAAUAACAAUAUUAACGAAUUUAAUAAAGAUAACAAAAACACUAACAUGUCUAGUAACAAAAAUGUUUUCAAUUAUAAAAAAAAUAACAACACAAAUAGAAACUUUAAUUAUAAUAACAAUUUUACAAACAAUACAAAAAAUAACAAUAAUAAUAAUAACAAUAAUAAUAAUAAUAAUAAUAAUAAUAAUAAUACGAAGAAAAUAUUCAUGAUGAAUAAAAAUAAUGCAAAUAAUAACAUGAAAAAGAAUAUGAACAAUUUAGAUAGUAGUAACAAUAUGUCAGGAAAUAAAAACUUAACAAAUUUAAAUCAUUCUGGUAAUGCCAACAGUAAUAAUAUGGUUAAUGAUAUGAACAACAAAAAGAUGAAUAAUGUGAAUAAUAAAAAUUUUAAUAAGAAUAUGGAUAACAAUAAUAUAACUAGAGAUUUUAGUAAUUUAAAAAAUAAUAGUGCGGAUGAUAAUAAAAAAAAUAUUAAUGUUAGUGUUAUACAUAACCACAUAUACGAAAAUAAUAAGGUGUAUGGUUCAAAUCAAGAUGACGAAACAUCAACAAAUAAUAACAUGAAUAAUAAUUAUGUAAAUAAUGAAAUGGGAACCAGUGGUAGUAAUAUCAAAGGAAAAUUUAAUAACUUUAGAAAUACACAUGGUACUAUGGACAAGAAAAAUGUAGAUCAUAAUAAUAAUAACACACCAUACCAGAAGAAAGAAUUAAAUAUAAUAAAAAAAGAUGAUAAAGUUAAUAUUAAAAAUAUUAUUAUGAAAAAUAUUAAAAGAGAAGAUAAUAAUACAGCACCUUACAAUUCAGGUGUAAAUUUGGCUAGCUCAAGUCAUUUUCGUAAUGAUAGUUCCUCACAUAUGAGAGGUCAAAAAAUGAAUGAGAAGAAAAAUCUAGAAAAUGAUAUAUUGAAUAAUGAUAGAGACAGUUUAAAAAAUAUGGAUGACGAAGAAGGAUAUGACAACAUGAACAGAAAUAUGAAUUCGAAGGGAAAUACUGAAAGGUAUAACAACAACAUAAAUAAUAAUAAUAAUAAUAAUAAUAAUAAUAGCUCGUAUAAUUAUAAUAUGGAAAAUCUUUAUGAUAGCUCAUUGAAGUAUGUAAAAAAUGCUAACAACUUAAACAAAACAAAGAAAAUUACAGCUGUAAAAACCGUUAAAGUUAUAGCAACAGAAAAGAAAUAUGAUGAUGAAAAUGGAGAUGAAGAAAAUAAAGAUGAUAAUAAUAGUAAUAACAUAGGAAAUGGAGAAACAGGAAAUGAAAAACAUUACAAAGAUGAUAAAUAUCAUGAUGAUAAAAAAUUAGACAAUACCAAUGAAUCCGUAAAAAGUAAUGAUAAUUAUACUUAUGAAUCAGAUGUCUCAGAUACUAAUAAUACUAUAGAUAAUAAUAAUAAUAAUAAUAAUAAUAAAGAUAUAACUAGUACUAACCUCAAAUCUACCUUAUUACAAACAAAGACAAAGAGAAGAGUUAAGAAAAAAACAACAGACGAAACAGAAAAUAAUAAUGUAGAAAAUAAUGAAGCAAACGGUGAUAAUAAUGCAAAUGCUGCAUCAGGAAAAAGUCAAAAAAUAGAUAUUCUCAUUAAGCCAAAUUUAAAGAAAGGGGAAAAUAUAUGGGAAGCUAGAACUCAUUUGUUGGUUGAACAAAAAGAAAAUGCUGCAACAAAUGAUAAGGGGUCACAUUAUAGUUCCAGAAGAAGUAGGUCGCACUCAAAUAAAGUAAGCAGGGGUAGUAGUCGAAGAAGAGAAGGAAGUAGUAGAAGAAGAGAUAGUAGUAGAAGACGUGAUAGUAGUCGUAGAAGAGAUCGUUAUAGUAGACGAUAUGAAAGAAGGUCCGAUAGAAAAGAUGACAGUAGAAGAGAAGAAAGAAGAGGAGGUGAUAGCAGAAGAGAUAGUAGUAGAAGAGACAGCAGUAGAAGGAAUGAUAGGAGAGAUGAAAGUAGAAGGGACGAAAGUAGAAGGGACGAAAGUAGAAGAGAUGAAAGUAGAAGAGACGAAAGUAGAAGGGACGAAAGUAGACGUGAUGAAAGUAGAAGGGACGAAAGUAGAAGGGACGAAAGUAGACGUGAUGAAAGUAGACGUGAUGAAAGUAGAAGAGAUGAAAGUAGAAGAGACGAAAGUAGAAGAGAUGAAAGUAGAAGAACUGCUGAUGAUAGAAAGGAUGAUCAUGCUGAUAGUGUUACGACCAAAAAAGAUGAUUAUAAAAGAAGAGGAACAGAUGAUAGCAAAAAAGAAGAAAAUAAUAGAGGUGGAAGUUCAUAUGAUUAUAAUAAUAGAAAACAUAGAACAUAUGAUAAACAUAGUAGUAGUAGAAAUAAUUAUGAUAGAAAAAGAAAUAGUAGAUAUAGCGUUUCAGAUAAAAAGAAUUAUGAUAAUAAAAGUUAUAUAUCAGAUGAUAAAAGAAAACAUAGAGAUUCAUAUGAUAAAAGUUUUAGAAAUUCACAUGAUAGAUUAAGUUAUAAAGAUAACUAUGAAAAAAAUAAUAAUAAAGAUAUAGUAUAUGAAAGAAAUAGCUAUAUAGAUUAUGAUAAAAUGGAUAAUAAAUAUUUCUCCAAUAAUUAUAAUUCCUUAAGACAUAAUAAAAAUUAUAAACAUCAUGGUUCUCAUUCGAAAAUAAAUAAUUAUAAUUACUCAAAUAAUUAUAAAUCAUCCAAUUAUUAUAAAUAUUCAUCGAAAGGUAGCUUUUAUAAAGAUACCAAAACUUCAUCAAAACAAAAUGAUAAAGAUAAGCAAGAAGCAAAAACAGAAAUGCAAACUAUUCCAAAGAAAGCUAUUGUAACAGCUGUAAAAACAAAUAAUGUUUCUAUAAAAAAAAAUAGAUACGAAUGUUUAGGAGAUGCUGACGAGAGCGACAAAUAA